UUCCUUCACUCUUCUGCUCAGAAUCGUCAGACCAAGAACACACACGGAAGAGAGCGAAAUGGAGCGCCGAUGGUUCCCAUCAGCGCUAUGGUUCACAGUUCUGCUGAUUCUGAUGAUCAACGGCUGUAAUGCUUCAAUCCACGAGUACAGAAACGAAGGCUUCACUCCUCAGUCAAACGCCUUCUUCUUCCACGGUGGCAGCGAAGGCCUCUACGCUUCUAGAGUCGUCGAUUCCUCUUCUCCUUCUUCUUCGGAUAGCCACGUCAAGGGAAAGUCCUUCAUCAGGUUUGAGAGUGUGACAUUUGUGAGGCCAAAGGAGUCGGCGAGUAAGCAGAAUGAAAUGCAGGAGAGUACUGGUAUGGUGGAAGCUAUUAUUCUCGAGGUGAAGGACAGGACAAGGAUUGGGGCUUCGUUUCUCAAGUCGAAUGUGAUAUGCUGCACUAGGAAUCUUUCGAAAGAUGGACAAUGCACGGCUGGAGAGGUGGUUAUGCAGAAGAAUCCGGACAAUCCGGACUGGCCUAAGCGCAUCAAGACGUCCUUUAAUGGAAAGGAUGAGGAGGCGAAGAUGGAGUCUGAGACGGUGGAGAUCACGAAAUCCGGGAUGUAUUACCUGUAUUUUAUGUUCUGUAAUCCGGAGCUGAAGGGCACGCUGAUUAAAGGAAGGACUGAUUGGAGAAAUCCAGAUGGUUAUUUGCCGGGGAAGAUGGCUCCUUUGAUGACAUUUUAUGGCUUAAUGUCUUUAGUUUACCUUGUGUUUGGCCUUGCAUGGUUUCUGAGGUUUGUUCAGUAUUGGAAGGAUGUUAUACAAUUGCACUACCAUAUCACAGCGGUGAUUGCUCUUGGAAUGUGUGAAAUGGCUGUUUGGUACUUUGAGUAUGUCAACUUCAAUUCGACUGGAACCAGGCCUAUGGGCAUUACACUGUGGGCAGUAACCUUUAGCUCUGUCAAGAAGACACUCUCUCGUAUGCUUCUGUUAGUAGUUUCAAUGGGAUUUGGUGUGGUGAAGCCUACACUUGGUGGAAUAACCCCAAAAUUAUGUUUGCUUGGCGGGGUCUAUUUUAUGGCAUCAGAAGCGCUCGAGCUUGUUGAACAUUUGGGUAAUAUCAAUGAUUAUUCUGGAAAGGCAAAGUUAUUUCUGGUCUUACCAGUUGCCUUCUUGGAUUCAUGCUUCAUUCUGUGGAUUUUCUCUUCUUUAUCUAACACUCUGGAGAAGCUUCAGAUCAGGAGAAACAUGGCUAAGUUGGAGCUAUAUCGAAAAUUUACCAACUCUCUUGCAGUCUCUGUGCUUCUAUCAGUUGCCUGGAUUGGGUUUGAGCUAUAUUUCAAUGCAACCGAUCCAUUGAGCGAGCUUUGGCAAAUCGCCUGGGUGAUUCCUGCAUUUUGGACUCUGCUUGCCUUUUCUCUCUUGACGGUGAUAUGUGUCCUCUGGGCUCCAUCAAGUAACCCUACUAGAUAUGCGUACUCAGAGGAGACAGGAGACGACUUUGAUGAGGAGGGCGUCUCUUUAACUAGUGGUGCUCUGAAGGUGAGUGGAGACACAGCAGCAAUGCGAGAAUUUAACACCGGGCUUGCGGAAGAUCUUGAGGAGGAUAAGCGAGAAUAGAGAUGUAAUCUUGCCCCGUGGAGCUUGAUUAUGUGAUAAUGGAGCUUCAAUGUCAUAUCCUGGGGGUGCUGUAAAUCUUAAUACACGAUCCAUGUUGUAUUAUGUAGCGAGAGAGAGAGAGAGAGAGAGAGAGAGAGAGAGAAUAGGUGAAUAGUUGUGGUACAAACAUAUGCGAAGACUAGUUACUGCUGUACUGUAACUGUCGGAUCACUAGUUACAAGUAAAUUAACAGCUGUACGGUAAAUGUCUGAUCAGCUUCAGUUCAAGCAAAAGAACGAAAAUAUUUCUAAUUUUAUGGUUAUCCAUUUUCAUGUUCUGCUCCUA
This is a messenger RNA of Argentina anserina (silverweed cinquefoil), 1927 nucleotides long. RefSeq lists its product as uncharacterized. Lineage: Eukaryota; Viridiplantae; Streptophyta; Magnoliopsida; Rosales; Rosaceae. The coding region runs from base 59 to 1603 and encodes 514 amino acids. The transcript is spliced from 5 exons. Gene Ontology annotation, cellular component: membrane; Golgi apparatus. The record is from RefSeq and is a predicted model, not a curated record. Gene Ontology annotation, biological process: transport.